This is a messenger RNA of Caenorhabditis angaria, 2384 nucleotides long. NCBI's taxonomy places the organism in Eukaryota, Metazoa, Nematoda, Chromadorea, Rhabditida, Rhabditidae. The record is from the annotation of a GenBank genome assembly.
AUGAAAAUAUUUUUGUGUUGCGCUAAACAGCGGGCAAGCGGGAUUGUCGUUGUAUCGUUGUAAAAAUGAAUGUAUAAAUUCAUUAAUUUUCUAGGUAUUUUUGUGCAAAUAUUUUAUAUCUGAGCAAUGUUUUUCGAACAUUGCUCAGGUUAUUUCUUUAAUUUUCAGAUUUUCAGAAUGUUUAGUUAAAAUUAUCGGAAAAAAUGAGAUUUUCAUUCAUUUUUUCACAUUUUCCCCGAAAAAUCUCGAUGUUUCAGCAUAGUCUUAGCCUCCCAAGAAGCUCGUCGACCAUUCAGAAGUCGUCGGAAGCGAAAGGUCAUCACCGGCUCGGUUUAUAGAUGGAAAGGUGUCAUUCCGUAUAAAUUCAAAGGUGGAGAUGGUGAGUUUUUGUCUGAAAAUGUUUUUUUUGCUGAAAACCACAAACAUUUUGCAGCGAAGUGGAAGCAAUUGGUUCGCGAAGGUUUGAAUCUUUGGGAGAGGGAGACGUGUGUUCGGUGGAGCGAGAAUGCGCCGGGCAAGGAUCAUGUUGUCUUUUUCCGUGGUUCGGGUUGCUAUUCGUCGGUGGGACGGACUGGAGGCUCGCAAUUGAUUUCGAUUGGUUAUGGAUGUGAGGAUGUAGGUUUUUUAAGGGGUUGGGUAGAGACUAGGAUUAGGCUAGGCUCACAGUUAGGCCCCCUCUAGGCCUAAGCUUAGGUUUAGGCUCUCUAUAGAUCCAAGCCUCCAAUUUUGUAUUCCAGAAAGGAAUCGUCGCUCACGAAGUCGGACACAGUCUAGGCUUUUGGCAUGAGCAAUCCCGCCCGGAUCGCGAUCAAUACAUAAACCUUCGCAAAGAAUGGCUGAUUAAAGGCACAGAUGGAAACUUUGAGAAAAGGUCUUGGGAAGAAAUUGAGGAUAUGGGAGUGCCGUAUGAUGUUGGAAGUGUUAUGCAUUAUGGAUCUAAUGUGAGUUGUUUUCAAGAAGUUAGGGUAACUCUAGAAGAGACAUUUCAGGCGUUUACCAAGGAUUGGAAUGAGAUUACGAUUCAAACGAAAGAUCCGAGAUAUCAGGGAACAAUUGGGCAAAGGACGAAAUUGUCUUUUAUUGAUGUGAAGCAAGUUAACAGGUUGUAUUGUAAUUGUGAGUUGUCCUAACUUGCCGCUAAAAUCCUCACCAAGAAUAUUUUCAGCGGUUUGCCCAAAUCCACUUUCUUGUCAACACGGAGGCUACGCGGACCCCAAUAAUUGCUCAAAAUGUAAAUGUCCUGAUGGUUUAGGUGGUCCGAAUUGCAAUGGAGUUGCACCGGGAACCGAUCACGCGAAAUGCGGUGGAAUUCUGACUGCAACUUCCGAAUGGCAGGAGAUUACUUAUAAGGGGAAGAGGACGUGUAAUUGGAGAGUUAAGGUAAAUUGGGGUCUCUGAAGCCUCACAAUUAAUAAUAAUUUUGUUUAGAGCCCAAAAGGUCGUGUAAGAUUGGUUAUUACGGAAAUUCGUUAUCAGUGCGCGUCUUCUUGUAAAGCUUACAUCGAAGUUAAGCACAAUAAUGAUUUUCAGCAGACUGGAUUUAGAGUUUGGUGGGUUUUUUUAAAAAGAUUUUUCAGCCUGAAAUUAAAUUUUCAAGGGUAUUUCGAUGAAAGGUCUUGGUUUUCUAGAGUUAAACAUUUUUCGGGAGAAAAAAUUUCAGUCUUGAAAAAAAUUAAAAAUAAAAACCAUGUGCGCUUUGCAAUAAAUCCCGCCGCAACUUGCAAAAUGGGCGUGACCAAUUUAUUUUUGCAUUUUUCACGUAUUUUUUGGCCCUCGGGUUGGUAUACUGUAUUGACUUGUGCAAACACGGUGACGCACAAUUGCACAAAAUUGUCUCGCGUCUCUCCAUUUUGCGCGCUAUUUUUCGAAAUCGGUCUCGCCACGAACGUCCGCUCCACCAAAGCUUAUUUCCAUGCAGUUUUUCACGGCGAUAAAGAUGGUGUACUCAGAUUUUGAUUUGAUGCAGCCGUUCUUGAGAUUUUGGUGGAAAAUUAAAGCAUGUCCCUUUAAACAGCGCUAUUUUCAAACCAAAAAACUUUUCCAGCUGCUUCGACAAAACCUACGACGUAAUCUCAACAACAUCCGAAGCAGUCGUAAUCUCCAACGCCAACAUCGUCGACUACGAAGUCUCAUUCCGUAUGCAAUACAUCCAAGACAACGGCAAACCCCUUCCACCAGCAAAACCCGCCUCAACUUGGACACCCGGAAAAGAGAACAGACCAUUUAGAGGAGUCGAAAAUACUGGCGGAACCAUCGAGAAAUUUAUCUUGCAAGCUUUUCCCAAAAUUCGUGAUCCAAGUCGACCAUUGGAAAGUAUUGCGAGUAUUGUUAGUGAAUAUGGAUUGGCUACACUUUUGGGCAUUUCACAUAAUGGCAAGAAGUAG